Molecule: messenger RNA, 13308 nt
Organism: Acanthaster planci (crown-of-thorns starfish)
Lineage: Eukaryota; Metazoa; Echinodermata; Asteroidea; Valvatida; Acanthasteridae
Gene: cacna1g
Product: calcium voltage-gated channel subunit alpha1 G
Biological process (GO): membrane depolarization during action potential; calcium ion import; calcium ion transmembrane transport
Cellular component (GO): voltage-gated sodium channel complex; voltage-gated calcium channel complex; neuron projection
Molecular function (GO): voltage-gated sodium channel activity; low voltage-gated calcium channel activity
Source: RefSeq, a predicted model, not a curated record
AAAAAGCUGCCCUCAUCCGUGGUCGCCCGGCAACUGCGCGCUGAUGGUGCGGUUGCGGCGCGACGACCGUGUGAGUGCACCGCAUGUACGUAGACUGCAUCACAGCAAGUCAUCCAUAUCACGCACGCCGGCAUAAUACAACCCAGCCACACGGUAGUAAAUGACACGGAUGACGAUGCUCCAAACAGCAUAAUUGCGACACGGCCCGGCCAGCCAGUACGGCGAAAUCUGACAAGCAGGUAAUUUUCACAAUAAAAGUCGCGCUCGAUAUUUUUCCGAACCACUGCAAGCAGGCCGAACAGAAUUCACCCAGGAUAUUUUUUUUCUGUUACUUGGUGAAACGAACCGCAAUAGCACGAUACUUUAAUGUCGCAGAUUUGGGAUGCAAACCAGAUGCUGUUGUGAACCUGGGAGAAAUCAAGUGACCGCUGCGUGGAGAUGAUGACUGUGUAAAAUUGUGAACGCACGCAAACCGGGAUCCCACACAAUGCGGCUAUUCGGUGGAUAAUUUGAUCGCUGCAGUGGAAAAGGGCGUGAGUUGCCAUUGUGUCCAAAUGUAUUCAGUUAAGGUAAGCGGAUCCUAAACAAUGUCCCGUGGAUGAUCUCAAUGGAAGAAAACAUUGGAUUUAUAGAUGUGUGUCUGUGCACGUGGUCCAUCAACGCAAAACCGGUAAAAUCACGGCGUGUCAUUCAAUGACCUCCCCGUCUGCUUUUCGAUUUGCACCCAGCACGAAUGGUUGAUGAUUUUACAUGUCCUCUCGCGGUGAUAGUUUUUAUUCCCGAAAACUCACAGCUACGAGUGUAUUGAGAGACGUAGCCUUGUCAAGCCCACGGAGUUAUUAUGGCGGAGGAGGAUCGGGAAGCGCAGAGACUACCCCGAGUUCGGGGCGGCUCGGUCCGGAUCCGGGCGCCGGGGGAACAAUCCAUGGGCCGGCGAAGUUCACCGCCCCCAUCACGGUCGCCGUCGUCGUCACAGGGCGACAUGGGUGAUCAUGAUGCGGAGCAGCCCAGCCCCACCGGUGAAGGCUCGGUUGGGUUCGCAUCCAGGGAUGGUGUGGACGAGGAUGGCAUGUCAACUGGAAGUUGUGAGGAAGAGUUACCCUUUCCUGGGCUAAAUGACAAGGUGUUCUACUGCCUAAGCCAGACAUCCAAACCCAGAGUGUGGUGCAUUCAGCUUGUGUGCUGGCCGUGGUUUGAGCGGAUCAGCAUGGCCGUCAUCAUACUUAACUGCAUCACCCUGGGCAUGUACGAACCCUGCGAGAAGGAGUGCACCAGCACGCGCUGCGUGGUCUUGGAGGGCUUUGACCACUUCAUCUUUGCCUUCUUUGCCGCUGAGAUGGUGGUCAAGAUCCUGGCACUCGGGGUCCGGGGCAAGUCGGGUUACUUCUUUGAGACGUGGAACCGCCUGGACUGCUUCAUUGUUGUGGCCGGAAUUACAGACUAUACCAUGCAGGCAUUGGAAUACUCACUGCAGUUAGAAAACAUGAAUCUUACAGCUAUUCGUACGAUUCGAGUUCUCCGACCAUUGCGUGCCAUCAACAGAAUCCCAAGUUUACGGAUCUUGGUCAUGCUCCUGCUAGACACGCUGCCCAUGCUGGGCAAUGUGCUCAUGCUGUGCUUCUUUGUUUUCUUCAUCUUUGGGAUCAUCGGCGUACAGCUGUGGAAGGGCCUGCUGCGAAACAGGUGCUUCUUGGACUUGCCCGAUAACACCUCCAUUGGAGCAGGGUACGAUGUUACAACAUUUUACACACUGCCAGACAUGUACCAGGAUUAUGUAUGCAGUUUUAAAACGGAUGCGGGAGAUCUGCAUUGCGACAGCGACCAUAAAGAUCCAUUUCUUAUAGGAGAACAAGAGUGCAACUCUACUGCCUUGCCCUACAUAAACAAUUCGUACGACAGCAAUUUGACAGACUGUGUCAAUUGGAACCAGUACUAUACCAUGUGUAAAACUAGCGACGUGAAUCCAUUUCUUGGGUCCAUUUCUUUUGAUAAUAUACUGUAUGCGUGGGUCGCCAUAUUCCAGGUCAUCACCUUAGAGGGCUGGACGGAUAUCAUGUAUCAUAUCCAAGAUGUGCAUAGUUUUUGGAGUUGGGCGUAUUUUUUCGUACUCAUUGUAAUUGGUGCCUUCUUCCUGAUAAAUUUGUGUCUAGUAGUCAUAGCAACUCAAUUUUCCGAGACAAAGCAAAGAGAGAGCAAGUUGAUGGCGGAGCAGCGGAAGCGAUUCCGCUCUACCAGCACGCUGGCCAGCAACAGCGAGCCAGGCAGCUGCUACGAUGAGAUCCUGAAAUACAUCGGCCACCUGGUGCGGAAGGUCAAGCGGAAGGUCCGGCGCUGGCACAAAGGUAUCCGGGGGAAGCGGCAACGCAAAGUGAUGCCUGCCAUUUCGUUACGCCGCAAAAAGCGCCGGACCAAGUCCGUGCAUGUGCACUGCCACCACCACCACCACCACCACCAUUACCACUUUGGGAGCAACAGCCCGCAGGCGCCCAGGGCCAGUCCCGAAAACAGUGAUAUCGGCUCCUCGCCCACCCGACAGAACCGGCUCGUAGUGCCGUCAGCCAAUGGUAGCUUAGGACCCAGUGUCGAUUCGCUGCACUCUAUCACCUAUUGCACUGAGAACCUCUCCCGCUUAGAACCCUUACCCAGCCGGUCUCGCUGUAAGUCGUCCCCCCACCACCACGUAGUGACCACCCUGUCCAUCCACCGGGCCUCCUCCAUCAAUUAUCCCACCACAAAUUCUAAGGAUGCCAGGCCCAGCUCCGCCUUGGCCAAACUGACUGCCGAGACAGCACUGAAUAGCAUGAUGGACGUGCCUCCCAAUAAGCUCCAAGAACGCUGGAAGGACGUAUGUCUGGGUGAAACACUGAAUAAAUACAGUAAACUACCCCCAGUCAAGAACGGCAAUAAAAUCAGUGGGGAUGGCCUUGCUCCUGCAGGCGCUCACCCACCUUUAGCGCAGCGGCUGUCAGCCCCACCCCUCACCCAUCCUCCUUCUUCUUACCCCGGGGGCCACCCGCACCUUGCCCCGCCCUCUCCGUGUCUUUCCAUCCACUCGGCUGGCUGCCCCGUCCACCAGCCCUGCCCGGUCCACACGCCAUGCCGUCCGUCCACCCCAUGUCCCUCCCACUCCUCCUGCCCUACCCACUCCCCAUGCCCAUCCCGCGGGUCGCAUACCUGCCCCCAUGCCUGCCCAGAAGGCCACAACGAUUACGACUGGACAGAGUCAGACUUGGAAAGCGAUGAAGACUCCGACGCUGACGAUUCCGACUACGAGGAAGAGCAGAAAGGAAACCUCAAGUUUGGUGGAUCGGGUUGCAAAUCCUUCUACCGCAAGGUGUCCGAUAAGAUUGGGGAGAUCGUGGAGAGUAAAUACUUCAUGCGCAGUAUCCUCAUCUGCAUCCUCGUCAACACCCUCAGCAUGGGUAUUGAAUUUCACAAUCAGCCGGAUGAGUUGACAGAAGCCCUGGAGAUCAGCAAUCGCAUCUUCACCAGCCUGUUCGCCCUCGAGAUGCUGCUGAAGCUGAUGGCCUAUGGCUUUGUAGGUUACAUCCGGAAUGGGUUCAACGUCUUUGAUGGGAUCAUUGUCAUUGUGAGUGUGGUUGAGAUAGUACAACAGGGCGGUGGGGGUCUGUCGGUGCUGCGAACGUUCCGCCUGCUGCGGAUCCUCAAGCUGGUACGCUUCAUGCCGGCCUUACGACGUCAGCUGCUGAUCAUGCUCAAGACCAUGGACAAUGUUGCCACGUUCUUCUCUCUUCUCUCACUGUUUAUUUUCAUCUUCAGCAUUCUGGGCAUGCAUUUGUUUGGCUGCAACUUCUGUAGAUAUGUGGACGGUGUGAAGGUGUGCGACAGGAAGAACUUUGACAAUCUGCUCUGGGCGCUUGUCACAGUGUUCCAAAUUCUCACGCAGGAAGAUUGGAACAUUGUCCUGUACAACGGCAUGCACAACAACUCGGCCUGGGCGGCCCUGUACUUCAUCGCCCUGAUGACGUUUGGUAACUAUGUGCUCUUCAACCUCCUGGUGGCCAUCCUAGUGGAGGGCUUUGCGGCAGAGCCCUACGAACAGAAAGAGUCCAGUCUUGCUGCAGCCAGCCGCGAGAGCCUGGAGGAAGAUGAGGGUUACUCAGGGGAGGAGCAUGAGAAGAAGGAGGAGGGAAACGAUGUACAGUCUGUCACAUCGGGUAAAGACACCUCAGAUGAGAAGCAGCUAGCCCUGCCUCCUCCCGAGAGCACCCAGUCUCCACCCCCAGCCAGCCUGAUGAGCCCGCCCAUCAUCACCCGUACUGCAGCCACGCCUCAGGGCUCCCCCAUGUGUGAGCAACCCAAGGGCUUCAAGGGACCGUUCCUGGACAACCAGUCCAUCGACUCAGACACUCAGUCACUGUCCUCUUUCCACAUCCCCGGAUCGCCCCGUCUCCCACGCAGUAAUCUCUCCCGGAACGGCUCGGGCCGCAACCGCAACGUGCUGUCGGCCAACCUGCCCCACGUCCGGGACCGGAAUUACCUGCGCCCCUUCCAGCCGCCCGAGGCCGACCACGGAGCCGACAGCGACAGCCACUCCAACAUCAGCAGUCGCAUCAGCAGUCGCAGGAGUUCGUCUGACCACAAUGGGUACGUUCCAGACAGCGACAGUCGCCGAACAUCGGUGGCAAGCUGCAAUGGUGACAGCCGCCGCACCUCCUACAUCUCCUGCAACGGGGGCUCCUUCACCGCCCAGCUGGAGAAGCACAGUCUGGAGGCGGAGAAACGCAGCAGUCGGGGGUCGGUUGGGAGGAGGAGCAGCCGUCACGAGGACGAGGAGAGCAUUGAGGAUCCGGAUCAAGUUGACGAGGCAAAGAAGCAAAGCGCAGAGCUGGGCAGGAAGUGUUUCUGCUUACCUGGGGAUUGCAAUUGCACCAAGUGCUGUCCUGAGCCCAAGGGAUGCUUCAAGACAAGAAUAGAGUAUUCCCUCUACCUGCUGUCACCACACAACAGAUUUCGGCGGAGAUUACAAAGUCUGAUUGCUCACCGGUGGUUCGACUACGUCAUCCUGCUCAUUAUCAUGAUCAACUGUAUCACCUUGGCCAUGGAGAGACCAGACAUUAGGGACGAUAGCGUGGAGCGAACAUUCCUCAGCAUCUCCAACUACAUCUUCACGGGCAUCUUCACCUUUGAGAUGGUGGUCAAGGUGCUGGCCAAAGGGCUAUUCAUCGGUGAGCAUGCCUAUCUCUACAGCGGCUGGAACAUAAUGGACGGCAGUCUGGUGGUCAUCUCCUGGAUCGACAUCACCAUCAGCCUCGUCUCCUCCAACAGCCCCGAGAUCUUCGGUAUCCUCAGGGUCUUUAGGCUGCUACGGACUCUCAGGCCAUUGAGAGUCAUCAGCAGAGCACCUGGUCUGAAGCUUGUGGUCCAGACGUUGCUGUCUUCACUACGCCCCAUCGGUAACAUUGUCAUCAUCUGCUGCACUUUUUUUGUCAUCUUCGGAAUCCUGGGCAUUCAGCUAUUCAAGGGAACAUUCUACUAUUGCACUGGUCCUUCAGUCAAGAACGUCAUGAACAAGACUCACUGCUUACAGGCUCACCCCAACAACCAGUGGGUGAAUCAGCAGUAUAACUUUGACAACUUGGGCCAGGCUUUGAUGGCGCUGUUUGUUUUGGCCUCCAAAGAUGGGUGGGUGGAGAUCAUGUACAAUGGCAUCGAUGCCGUUGGUGUUGACAAACAGCCGAAGGAAAACAACAACGAGUGGCUGAUCCUCUUCUUCAUCUCCUUCAUCCUGAUCGUGGGCUUCUUCGUGCUGAACAUGUUUGUGGGCGUGGUGGUGGAGAACUUUCACAAGUGUCGGGAGCAGCAAGCUGCGGAGGAGACAGCCCGUCGGCAGGCCAAGCGGCUGCGCAAAAUGGAGAAAGCCCGGCAGAGUAUGUCCCGGGUCCGAGAGGGGGAUGAAAUCAUUUCAAAUCCAAAAAAAAGACAAGCCAGAGCAAGGGAGCGCCCUUAUUACAUUGACUACUCGCGCUCACGGCGCUUCAUCCACAACUGCGUCAUCAACAAGUACUUUGAUUUAGGCGUGGCAGCCGUUAUAUUCAUCAAUGUCAUCUCGAUGGCACUUGAGCAUUACGGAAUGUCAAAGACUUUGCAGGACAUUCUGAGGUAUUUAAACUAUUUCUUCACGGUGGUGUUCAUCCUGGAGGCUGUGCUGAAGAUUGCGGCCCUGGGAUUUAAAAGAUACAUCAAAGACAGAUGGAACCAGCUGGACAUGAUCAUCAUCAUUCUGUCCAUUGUCGGCAUCUUUCUGGAAGAGCUCCAGACGGACAUCAUUCCCAUCAACCCCACCAUCAUCAGAAUCAUGAGAGUCCUCAGAAUAGCCAGAGUGCUCAAGUUGUUAAGAAUUGCCAGAGGUAUUCGCUCACUGUUGGAUACAAUAUCCCAGGCCUUACCACAGGUUGGCAAUCUGGGUCUUCUGUUUUUCCUGCUGUUCUUCAUAUUUGCUGCCCUCGGAGUGGAGCUAUUUGGCAGGCUGGACUGCACCAAGGAGAACCCUUGCCAGGGCCUCGGGAGACAUGCUUCCUUCAAGAACUUCUUCAUUGCUUUCCUCACCCUCUUCAGAAUAGCCACAGCGGACAACUGGAACGGCAUCAUGAAGGACACACUGCGGCAGGAGAAGUGCAACAAGAGCUCCGAUUGCACCUACAACUGCUGCGCUAGCAGCAUCCUGGCCCCCAUCUACUUUGUCUGCUUUGUGCUGAUGGCCCAGUUUGUCCUGGUCAACGUGGUGGUGGCCGUGCUGAUGAAGCACCUGGAGGAGUCCCACAAGAUGGAGCAGGACGAGGAGGACGACCAGCUGGCCCUGGAGGAAGAGAUGCGGGAGGAGGGGCGGGAGGCAGCCCGGAGGGAGGAGGAAGCAGUGGAGCAACAGCAGCAGGGGCAGGAGGCCGCCGAGCAGGCCAACAGCUCCGACGACAACGAUCCAGAGACACCGCUCACACCGCUGCUUAAGCCUCUGCAAUCCUCCGAUAUUGUAAUUGCGAUGCCGUCGUCCCAAGACUCUGUCAGGGUGGAAAGAGAAACCAAUCUAGACAUGGGGAAGUCCUUAGUGCCGCCCACCUCUUUGCAACUGUCGCCGUACAAGGUGCCGGUAGAUAGAGUCCAGUCCGUGCCAGGCAGCUUUCACUCACAGAAAGACUCGGCAGUGGAGGUGCCAGAAGAUGGAGGAGAACCAUCACAGCAAACAGCGAGUACAGAGAGAAAGCAGCAAUUGCCGUGUCAGGUCCCCCAUAUACAGCUGCCGUCGGACAAUGAGCAUUCAUCAUCGACGUCCUCCUCAUCCCAUCAUCUUGCUGGAGACAGACCCAGGAUCUCUUCCGUGAGCCUGGAAUCUGAGAUUGGCAGCGGCCAACAGAGCCCCGCUUCCAGGAGCUCCUUCUUCACCGCCUCCCCGAGAUCGGACAGUCAGGCCAAGUUGGACAGCGACCCAGACAGGACUGGGCCCAGCAGCAAAGAUGCCGCCAGGCAUCUCAGUCUGCCCACGGGGCCUGCCCACCCCGACCGGGACAUGAGCUCAGACCUGGCUUUUAGGACUGGGGAAGCAGAGAGCAACGCCAAGCCCGAGGAGGUACCCCUGCAGCAGUGGCCCAGGAAAAGCAGUGACUCCUCCACUGGGGAUGCUGCCAAGCAGCCACCAUCCAAGUCAUUCGUCGAUGAUGUUGUCAGGCAGAAAUCCCGGGAUUUGGACCCAAGAGCACAUCCCAGGGUACGCAGGGGAGCCCGCCCUGCUGGCCCAAGCAACCUCAACAAUCUUGCCUCGUCCAACAAGCCUCACCAGGCCCACCGCAGGGCCUCCAAGAGCAGUGUCGCCACCAGCUCCAGCGAUAGCGACAGCAGCUCACCACCCAACCGUAAGAGGACUCGAAGGAGGCAGAGGCACUCACCGAGCAAAACCUUGCCCCAGAAGAGAGAAGACGGCCCAUCCUUGCCCAGCAGCAGAGAGCCGUCGGUGUCCGGCGAGAUCCCUGAAAUACAGGUGAAACAACCCAAGGAAAUACUACAGGACUGUGAACUGCAAAAUGAUGGGACUGAUAGUGGCAGUCAUCCAGGAAAGACGGAUCAAGACUGUACUCCCAACAAACCUGAAAAAACCAAGGGUAACUACAGCUGUGACCCAGCCGAGAAAGUAUGACGCUUGGGGUUAUGGGCAACUUUUUUAUACACUAACCUAAUAUAGUAGAUUUCAGCCACACACUGAAAAGAAGACAUUCGUUAUCAACAAGUGCAACAUAUCGGUAUGUUGCAUACAGCAUGUAAAGUUAAGUGGUCAAUUUUUUUUUUUCACAAGAUGGGAAAAAAAGGAGACCUGUCAACCAAAGAAUGGGCUAAAAGUAAAUAAUUUGUACAUGGCACAGUUUGUUGGUCCCCUAAAAGUGCAUGAGAAUUCAUAUGUGGGGCGUGUUGUAUGCAUUUACGUUUUUGGUUUGUAAAGCUCACACAAGUGUUCCUUUCACGACUUGAUGUAUGCAUUCCCAAAGUUUCCUCCACACUGUUUAUAACGGAAUUUUUUGUACAUAGGACAAGGAGACAGGAUGUAGAAUGAUAACCACAUUGUUUCCUUUGCUUGCAGUAAAGCAUUAAUUGUGUUUGUAUAAUAAGUGACAAAAAAAAGUUCCUUUUUCCAAGCACGUGAGCCACUGGGUAAAACUACCCAAUCCACUUGAGUCCCCAAACUGUGUACAAAUCUGUACAAAAUAGAAAGUCUGGUGUAAUUCAUUUUGUAGAGGAAAAGCCUGGUUUCUGUGCAUUAUUGAAACUGAUGUGCAUAAUUAAGCAGGUUAUUUUAUCCAAUGACCAGGGCUCAUUCUACUCCAGGGGAGUGUAUUUUGUAGCGCCGACAUUUUGUAUUCAUCAAAGUCUGAUAUUUUUGGAUACGUAUUUAUUUACCGUUGUAAAAUUGUUUAACUGUCAUUUACGUUGUCAGAAUGGUAAAGGUUCCUGUGCUUUGUGCUUUUGACUUUGAUUUUUUCUUGAAAUUGUGCAGCUUAUUAACAAAAUUCAAAAGCAGAAUCGGAUGAAAAUCAUGACAAUCAAUAUACGUGUAUAUUAGGCCUGUGUUCAGUAUUUGCAUAAUGGGGCAGUUUUAUGAUAUACCUCUGUAUCCUUCUUUAAACAAAUUGUGUUACUUGAUGAUUCAGCAGUUAAACUUUUUCACCAAAGCAAGUCAGGCUUGGAAUUUGUUGAAUUCACAUUUAUGCAUACUAUUAUCUAAGAUAUCCAAGAUUCAGAAUUAGACAGCAGCUUGUCCCACACUGCAGUCGACCUUGGUACUUUGGUUUAGUAGGGUACAAACACAGUAGUCUUGGUUCAAGAUCUUCAUGUUAAUUUGUAAAGGUGGUGUCCUAUGCUGUUUCGCUGGCUGAACUUGAAAACCUCGCCACGGUCAAAAUCUAGCUAUCGGCUAUCCUGACCAAUGACUGACCCAGUUUCCAGUCAAACACCUGUAGCCAACUUAAGUAGUGGUCAAAUGCUGAGCUUGAUCAGGUGCCAAGCUUGAUCAAGAGCCAAAUGUGGCCACGAGACAGACUUGACAAGCAGCCAAACUUAGCCAGUGGUCAACCUUGAGCAGUCAACCUUUGCUGGCAGAAUAGUCACUACCCUGUGGCGCCAUCUACCAAACGUUGCCAUCUCAUGACUGCCUAGUGCCAAACUCGGUAUCUUUCAAGCACAUCAAUUUGAACUUACACAUAGUGAUCAUUUGCCCAAAUUCAUUGGGUAAGCUCCAUUCUGUAGCUCGGCAAAGUUUCAAUACAGCCUAUGUACCGCACCGCAGCACGACAUGAAAACUGUGUUCACUUUGCAACAGAUGAUGUUCCAGUAGUCAGUUUUUCACACAGGUAGAAACAUUUGCACACCUCUGUAUGCUUUAUUUGUCGUGAAACUGUCAAGUUUUCACUCUUGUAUUAAUAACAGACAUUACAGAAGAUGUGACAUGGAGGUAGCUGUUAAACAUACACAUGGCACUCUAGUAGGCCUACUUAACCCGUAGACAAAGUUGACACAGUGUGGUAACUUCCUAGCUAAAGAUGAGAAAGAAUUUUUUGAAGUGUCUGAUAUAUACCUUCACCCAUUAACACCUACACUACAUGAUAUUCUUUUUUUUAAACGUCAAUCCAGACAGCAAGAUUGCUUAGGGGCUGGGGGUGGUUUGGACCAGAUGGUAGCACAGUGACUAAUGACUUAAUAUGAAAGUUUGUGUUACACGGAGGGAUUAAGAAAACAAGCCAAAUUGGCUCAAGGAUAGAGGGCCUCAGUUUCCUGAACAACCCAGCGUUUCUUGUAACACAAAUGCAUGCAAAAGUCACAGCGGUCACCUUGUUUUUGGCUGAUCACAAGCAUGCCAGUGGCACUUUGUCAUGCAAUGGGUUCUCAGCUCAGUUCAUGUAACCCUUAAUACCCAGCUCCUAAGGUAUUUUGCCAGGACUUCCUCCUGAUGAUCCUCCACUGCAGAAAUCCAACGGCACAUUUUUGUAACACUCAAGGAGCAUCAAGGCCUACGUAGGCCUAUUAAAAGUGACAGUGGCUGGGGUGCACCAUCCUUAAUCUUAUAUAAUUCUCAAAAUCCUGUGGAUUUUGGAGUAUCUGUCUUGACCAAAUGACCUUUUUUUCAGCUUACAUACACAUUGACUUACACAACACAGAGAAUAUCUGAUAUCUUCUGGUGAUGCUAUGCCAAACUGAAAAGGUAUCUUUCACUGAAGCACAAAAUUUACACUUAGCAUAGAUCUGCCAAACUUUUGUGGCAUUUGUGUAUCGUGCAUUGUUCUUUCCCCGUGUGGUUUCACUGAUUUCAUUUUGUUCCCUGUUAGUUCUGGCACUGUGAUCCUGUAUGUCUAACUAUCAAAAUCAUCCCUCUCCUCAUGUGCUUCGUUGUGCGUUUUUUCUUCUUCUGUCAUAACCUUGGUUUGUUGAUUUUGUUGGUAGCGUAUUUUGCAUUGAUAAAGCAGUCAAUGAGCUCACUAUGAAAACUUUCCAGGUUUGUUUUAGGUGUGAUAUUUUGUGCUGGCACAACUAGACUUGGGUUUUUUUGUUUUUGUUUUGCUUUUUUUUGGCAACUGUGCAAGAAUAUGUUAGUGCACAGGACAGAUCUGAGUUUUCUUUGAGUUUGAAUGUAACCUUUAUUUCGUCAGCUUCUGUAAUACCUAACUGUGUGUGUUGUUCAGCCGAUAAACCUAGUAAUCUUGUAAUGUAUGUAUCUAUUCACUACUUUGUGGCUCAGUUUGGCCAUUGUCUUGGUUUAUUCAUUGGCUGGACCAUGAAGACAUUGUUGUAAAUCUUCAAGAGAAGCCUGUACAAUAAGUGAUUUAGUUUGCAAAGCAAUAUACAUUUAUAUACCACAUCUGUAUCAUGCACAUGAUCAUUAAUUUGCUUAUAUCUAAAGAUUCAGUUAAUAACAUAUAUUAAUGCAUGAUAGUAAUGGAAGCAUUUGGUGCCAGGUAUGAGUUUUCUAAGAAUGACAAUACAUGACCUUCAAAAUCCUCCACUCCCAAUGAAAUGAAAUAACACUGCAGUGACUUAAGCCCACUCGCAUCAAUCUUAACAAUUAUCACCAAAAAAACCCACAAAGAUUUGAAUAACCUACACCUUGAAGUUUUACAUUGAGUUUCUCUGUUGGGUAUAAUAAAGCACCGAUUCCUCCAUCCACUUCCUGUGAGUUCCAACCGUUAUGUCUUCUCCACAUCUCGCCUCAACUUGUCUCAACUCCGAGUAAAAAGUACAGUUCACUUCCUUUUAUGACAGACUUUUAAGUAAUCCACCUCCUCUGCCGUUCCAAUAUUCCUACAUCCAAGUGGACUUCAUUGGGCAUCCUUCUCAUAUCUUUUAAAUAAAUCAUUAAUCUUUGCUUCACAAAGUAACUUCCCUCUCUUAUGUCAGCUAUGAGUUUACAAUAACCUUGUCAGCAAACGUAAGCAAUUGCAUAAAGUUCUGUUCUCACCAAGCAAGUAAAAUGCUGUUAAAGUUUAUGCCCUUGUAUUGCAUAAUGUACAUGUUGUAUCUUACUUUGUACAAUGCAGAACUUUACAGAAUCUGUUAUCAGAAGAACUUAGUUACAUUUUGCAUAGAAGCAAAAAUGGAAUAUCACCCCGCUUAUUGUCAUACAAAGUCACACAUGUAGUCUUAAAAAUUGGGUGUUGACGAAGAAUUACUUCACACUGCAUUGUCUGUGGGUAUGGUCCCUUCUGAUUCUGUGCCGUGUAACGCAUUUGCCAGGACAUACGACAGUGGUGUAAAGUAGGUGUAUCAAUGCAAUUAAGUGGUGAUUUAUGUGCUUGGUGACCCAAGGUCAAAGGUGAUCCCUAGAAUUAGACUUGCCUCAAGUUGUUUCUUGUGCUUUUCAACUUUUCAACAGUUGAGUUUGUUUCGGACAUCAUUACCCAGGUUGACGUGAAUAAGCAGUCAGUGAAGCUUUUGUUGCCUGUACCAAUGCAUGUGUAUAGAUGCCACACACUAUGAGGAAUGUGCCAUACAUUUUGACAAUAUAAAACUGUAUUUUCAAGAAAAUGUGACCUAGGUAAAAAUGUAUCCUACCUCUAAAGUCAACUGACUUCACACUUACAAAUUAAUUGUGAAGUCUUUGUAAAUGCCUCUUUUGUGGGAUAAUGUUUGGACACCAAGUGUGAAAUCUGUACAAUAGAACUCCAGUUCAUUCCAUGUACUCCAAAGUGUUCCUCUGAAAUUAUUGCCAGCAGUGUUAUUUGAUACUUGAAACAUUUGCACCGAUCCAGGACACAGAUGCAUUCUUAAAGGAACAAAGCUGUGCUUUACCCAGAUAAGAUCCAUUCCUCACGUUUGCGAAACACAUGAACAAAAUCUCAAAAUUCAUCUGGAAGUCCUGCCUAGUUUAGAUCAUUUACUCUGCAACUACACAUUUUUAGGAAAGACGUGAUUGAUGCUUCCAAAUUGGUCUCCCUUUUCAGAAUAGAUGUCCAGAAUAGCAAAAUAGUUUUAGAAAUGAAAUCUUGAGAUAAACACAGCCAAUUCCAUGAAGCAGCCAACAAAAUUUCUGCUUAGCAAAUUCACAUACUGGGCAGAAACCUGUUGAAAACUAGUCUCACAUAAUGACACCACAAUACGUCAAAGCUGGUCACCAUUUUUUCCUAACCAAGUAAUCAUCUAUGCUAAGCUGAUCUCUGUACUCAACUGUUCCAUGAAGUUGGCUCUCAUAAUUGUCAAAGCACAACAAACAACUUCCUCAUGGCAAGACCCAUUUGUAGAGAUUUAUACUUCAUAAUGUCAAACUGACCGCCCUUUCCCAAACCCUGUUCAACAACUUUGUAAUAAAAAGCAACU